AUGUUAAAAAAGAAAGGAUCAGAAUAAUUAGACAUUAUAUUUGAAGCAGGAGAGGAUCUAUUGAACAUUUCUAAAAAUCAAGUAAUCAUGAUUAAAAAUAAUUCAAUCAAAUUACCAAUUAUUAGACCUAGAACAUUUUUAUCUUACAGUCUUGAAUUUUGUGGCAUAACUAAUCUAAAUUACAAGAUGUUGAGAUUUCAAUCUUUAGGCAGAGAUAUUAGAGUAAAAUAUUCAAAUUUUAUUUUAAGCCUGAAACAAGUAUAAUGACUUCUUGUUUAGUUAAAGUCAUUCAUACUACAGAAUUUUCUUAGAUGGCUUAAAAUCCUCUUAAAACAUCUUUUUAGACUCUCUUCAAUCAUGGUGCUCAUAGUGAUGUACUACUUUAAAUAAAUGAUGAAUAAGUACAAUAUAUAUGUUUAUAUAUAAUAUAGCCUUUACUUUUACAUAAAUGUAUUUUAGCCUGUAGAUCACCUAAAUUUAAUGGAAUGUUUUCUUCUAAUAUGCUUGAAUGCAAUUAAUGUUUAGUUAAGGUUGAAUAUAAAAAGCCAGAUUUAUUUAAAGUAAUGUUAUAAUGGAUAUAUUGUGGUUAUUGGAAGGAAGUAUAUUGUAGAUUUAUAUAAUUUAGUUUCCAGUAGAAAUUGAAGAUACUUGUGAUUUAAUGUUAUUAGCUGAUGAAUAUUUGAUAUGUGAUUUAAAAUAAAAAUGUGAAGAGGAUAUAAUAUCAAAACUAAAUAGCAAUAAUAUUUUGUAAAUUUUGUUAUUUGUUGAAAAACAUUCAAAUAUUAUUUCAUCAAUGUUACUAGAAAAAACAAAUUCUAUGUUCAUUGAUGAUUUUGAUAAAAUACACAAAUUAAAUUCUGAUCUAGAAAAAGAGAUUAAUAAAGUACCAGGUUUAAUGACAAAGUUAUUCUAGAAUUUACAUCAAAAGAAAAUCAGAAAAGGUAGAAAGGUGCAUUUUGUAGUUGA
Paramecium pentaurelia is the source of this 966-nucleotide messenger RNA. The record is from the annotation of a GenBank genome assembly. Lineage: Eukaryota; Ciliophora; Oligohymenophorea; Peniculida; Parameciidae.